Messenger RNA from Polyodon spathula (Mississippi paddlefish), 897 nucleotides. RefSeq names its product protein phosphatase 1F-like. Gene Ontology annotation, cellular component: cytosol. The record is from RefSeq and is a predicted model, not a curated record. Gene Ontology annotation, molecular function: cation binding; protein serine/threonine phosphatase activity. NCBI's taxonomy places the organism in Eukaryota, Metazoa, Chordata, Actinopteri, Acipenseriformes, Polyodontidae. Gene Ontology annotation, biological process: negative regulation of protein kinase activity; protein dephosphorylation. The coding region runs from base 1 to 897 and encodes 298 amino acids. The transcript is spliced from 8 exons.
AUGACUCUGCCUAGCUGCAGCUCCGCUGCACUGGUGUGUGAGAAAUGUUGUUUUCUCCCUUUCUUUUCCAGAAACGCUCCCCAGCUCCUCAGCGUGGCCCUGACCAGAGCUGCUGUGAGCGAGAUCCUGCAGUCCGACCUCUCCGCUUUUCACAAGAAGCAGGACGAGGAGGAGGAGGAGGCUGUCUUGCUGGAGUCCGAUCCCCUGCAGCGGUUCUUCUUCAACAGGCUGCUGGAGCUGUGCUGUACCUGGCUGGAGGAGCCGCCCCCCCUGCAGCCUGGAGCACGGCGCUUCUUGCAGACCUCGGCCCACGCCAUCAGAAACACGCGCCGGAAAAUGGAGGACCGGCACGUCGCCAUUGCAGAGUUCAACCAGCUCUGUGGAUUAGAGGACCAGACGGAGCGAGGGUACUUCGCUGUGUUUGACGGUCACGGAGGCGUGGACGCAGCGGUGUACGCAGCGACACACCUCCAUAUCAACCUUGUCCAGCAGGGGGAGCUCCUGAGCAGCCCCGGAGAGGCCCUGAAGAAGUCCUUCAGGCAGACAGACGACAUGUUUCUGCAGAAAGCAAAGAGAGAGCGGCUGCGCAGUGGCAGUACGGGCGUGGCUGCUCUGCUCAGCGGGGAUUGGCUGCACAUCGCCUGGCUUGGAGACUCUCAGGUCAUGCUGGUGAGACAGGGGCAGGUCGUUUCCCUGAUGGAGCCUCACAAGCCAGAGCGUGAGGACGAGAAGGAGCGGAUUGAGGCUCUGGGGGGCUGCGUUGCAUUCAUGGGGUGCUGGAGAGUGAACGGCACCAUCGCGGUCUCCAGAGCAAUCGGAGACAUUGACCAGAAGCCCUACAUCUCGGGCGAUGCCGACGGCGCCUCCUUCCAGCUCCACGGAAUGAAUGGUACCUGA